Molecule: messenger RNA, 2195 nt
Organism: Scleropages formosus (Asian bonytongue)
Lineage: Eukaryota; Metazoa; Chordata; Actinopteri; Osteoglossiformes; Osteoglossidae
Product: gap junction gamma-1 protein-like
Exons: 3
Coding region: 604-1806 (400 amino acids)
Biological process (GO): cell-cell signaling
Cellular component (GO): connexin complex
Molecular function (GO): gap junction channel activity
Source: RefSeq, a predicted model, not a curated record
UGCCUGUGACACACCAGGAGGAAUCGGCAGAGAAAGAGCGUACAACCGUGGGUGUCUCUCUCGCUGUCUCUUUCUCUCUCACACACACACGUAGACAGAGGGUGAAAUAGAACAGUGUCAGACGAGGCCUCGCAACCCGAGUGACACAAUUGUGUGUGUUGCAAAUGAGGAGCACAUGGCUCACACUCCCAGGGAACUGGUCUCCAAAGACCCCGCCGACACUCCACUGAUCACAGUAACUGCAGUGACACAAGGCGGGUACACCUGGCCUCGUGCUCGUCCCCACUGAGGUUCUUCUCCACUGAGGAAGGAGGAGACCGAGCUGCUGCUUCUCGACUUGGUCAUUCCGGGACUGGACCCUCCUCCUGGGGGUGGAGACACGUCGAGACCCCGUUAGUUGUGCGCUAUUUAGGAGCCCGAGCAGCGACCGGGUCAAAGAAGGUUUUCGGGACGGGAGAUGCGGGACUGCGCGAGGCCCGAUUGAACCGAACCGAGAGAACAGAAACCGAGAAGCGGGUGCGGCAUCCAGCGUCAGGAGGGCAGAGGUUCGAGAGAAGGAGCGACCGGUGCAACCACUGAGAGACUCCCCCCAGCAGAGGCACCAUGAGCUGGAGCUUCCUGACGCGGCUGCUGGACGAGCUCGCCAACCACUCCACCUUCGUGGGGAAGAUCUGGCUGACGAUGCUCAUCAUCUUCCGCAUCGUGCUCACGGUCGUGGGCGGCGAGUCCAUCUACCACGACGAACAGAGCAAGUUCAUGUGCAACACGGCGCAGCCCGGCUGCGAGAACGUCUGCUAUGAUGAGUUUGCGCCGCUCUCCCACGUCCGCUUCUGGAUCUUCCAGGUGAUCAUGAUCACGACGCCCACCAUCAUGUACGUGGGCUUCGCCAUGCACAAGAUUGCCCGCUUGGAGAGCGGCGAGUACCGGCGGCAGGAGCGCUGCCGGGCGCCGCUCAUCCGAAGGGCUUAUCGCAACUACGAAGAGGUGGAUGACGAGUGUGAGGACGACCCCGUGAUCGACGAGGAGAUGGAGCCCGACGAGAAGGAGAAGGAGAAAGAGGAGGAGGAGCAGCAGAAGACGACGACGAAGGCGGCGACCAAGAGGCACGACGGGCGCCGGCGCAUCAAGCGCGACGGCCUCAUGAAGGUGUACGUGCUGCAGCUGGUAGCGCGCCUGCUCUUCGAGGUGGGCUUCCUCAUCGGCCAGUACCGGCUGUACGGCUUUGAGGUGGCGCCGUCGUACGUGUGCUCGCGCAGCCCCUGCCUCUACACCGUGGACUGCUUCGUGUCGCGGCCCACCGAGAAAACCAUCUUCCUGCUCAUCAUGUACAGUGUCAGCGGUCUCUGCCUGCUGCUCACCGUCCUCGAGAUCCUGCACCUGGGCAUCAGCGGCGCCCGGGACACCUUCUGCAACGGCGCCGCCCGGCGCCCCCCGCAGGCACGUCCUCGUCCCCGGCCCCCGCUCCCCCGUCAGGCGGCCUCGGCCCCUCUGGGGUACUACGUGGCUCCGAGGAAGGGCCCCGGCGGGAAGCUGCUGCUCGGCGACUUCAAGGAGAGCCCGCUGCACUCCGGGCGCGAGUCGCUGCUGGACGAGGCGUCUUCCCGGGACCUCGAGCGUCUGCGCAGACACCUGCGGCUGGCGGAGCAGCACCCGGACCCGGCGCACCGGCGGGACGGGAGCAGCCCGGAGCGCAACGUCUCCGCUGCCGAGCAGAACCGCCUCAACCUCGCUCAGGAGAAGCAGCGCGCGCCCACCGACAAAGGUCAAAGCGCGUCCGAUUUGACGUCGCAUUUACCCGGAAGAUGAAUGUGCUGCUUUUACUCUUUUGGAGGAGGACUGAACUGUGGCCUCUCUCUCCCUGUAGGCGCCCAGCCCUGAACUACCUCUGACCUGACAUCUGACUGAGACUAGUGCUGCACAAAAACACCGUGGGGGGACGAGGUGCUUGUCUGUCUGUCUCUUCAGUAUUAAGGCUAGAGGAAGAGCACAACUGUAAGAAGCAACAUGUGGGUCACCAACCAGGUGCAUUAUACUGCCCCCAGUGGCCCUUUUGUGUCACUGCACAACGUGUCAGUGGAGCACCGACUGCAGGUGGAACAAACUUGUCUCGCAUCCCGAAGGUGGCUGCUGCUUUCAUCUUGUCGCCUAGCAACAAAGGGACAACUGACAAAUUCGGCGUGUUUACACAAGGAAAA